This is a messenger RNA of Pygocentrus nattereri (red-bellied piranha), 2014 nucleotides long. RefSeq names its product transmembrane protein 187 (gene tmem187). The transcript has a single exon. The record is from RefSeq and is a predicted model, not a curated record. The coding region runs from base 238 to 996 and encodes 252 amino acids. NCBI's taxonomy places the organism in Eukaryota, Metazoa, Chordata, Actinopteri, Characiformes, Serrasalmidae. Gene Ontology annotation, cellular component: transport vesicle.
GGUCAUUGGUGUGGUGAAGCACACAGUAACGGGUCGUGUCCAGUCCAGCUGUGCUGCGCCCACUCCACUGAUUACAGCGGAUCUUAUUGAGGCCCUUUGGCUUCUCGACUGUGCACAUACUGAAGCCUCAUCUGCGGGAGAAGGUGCGCGUUCCUGUCGCGCGCUUCCACGUGCAGCAUCUCCCUCUCCUGUCCAAACACCGCUGGACUUCACUGCCCGCUGCUUCCGGAGCAGGGGAUGUCUGCGCUCGUGCAUGUGCUCGUCCCGUUCCUGCUCUGCGUGGCCGUCGCCAACACCGGGGUCUUCGAUCAGGUGCUGGUGGACACGAGCUAUGAGCACUACGCUGAGCGCGCGCUCCCGCAGCUUCCCGGCUUCCUCGCCAUGCCGUUCAACUGCCUCGUGAACGCGGGCUACGCGGUCGUGGGUAUCUACUGGCUGCGCGCCCCAGGGCUCGAGCAGGAGCGCGCGCUCCGCUACGCCAAGGACGUGUUCGCGCUCAUGGCGCUGCUCUACGGGCCCGUGCAGUGGACGCGCCUGGCCACGCUGCGCCGCGCGCCCGCCGUCCUGGACCAGUGGUUCACGCUUCCUAUCUUCGCGUGGGUGCCCGUUUGGUGUGGUGCGGUGGCGCGCGGCUGGUCUGGCCCUCGCGCGCUCGCCGUCGAAGCCUGCUCGCUCGCCAGCUACGCGCUGGCGCUGCUGCACGAGAGAGGCUUCGAGCUCGCGCUCGCCGUCCACAUCGCCGCCGCCGUUCACGCGGCCGCCACCCUGCAGCGCGCGCACGGGGACUCCUCGUCGCUGCGCUACUUUGCGCUCGCGGCGCUGGCCUGCGCGGGCUUCGUGCUGCUGAAGCUGCUGGACCACGAGCUGGCGCAGUGGUGGCCCUUCCAGCGCCUCACGGGUCACUUCUGGUCCAAAGUGUGCGACAUUCUUCAGUUCCACUACAGCUUCUGCUUCCUCACGGACGUUUCGCAGAGAACUGCGCACAAACGCACAUGAGCGCCGCCUGGACAGAGCAGCCUGAACCACCACGUGCAGCGAUGACUCGAAGAAUCAGAAGAGUCGAUUAAAGAAAAGGUGAACUCAGCUGCAACGUCACAGAUGUUAUUCAGGAAUGUGGUCAAUUAUAAGUUUAAGUGAGACUUUUUAAUCCCACAAACGGGGAGAUUUCACCUCCCACACACCCGGAGCGGUGGGCAGCCCUAUCCACGGCGCCCGGGGAGCAGUUGGGGGUUAGGUGUCUUGCUCAAGGACAGCUCAGUCAUGGACUGUCGACGCUGGGGUUCGAACCGGCAACCUUCCGGUCGCUGGGCCAGUCCCCUAACCUCCAGCCCACGAUAUUCAGAGUAAUACUCCAGAGGUGUCGAAAAUGAUGUAAUGAUUUCAAGUGAUUAUUGCUCUCGGACAACUGCGAAACGGAGGAUUAUUUUGUGGACGAUUACACAUCGUAACUCCCACAGGCUCCGCAGCACUCUGGCCCCGACGAGCUGCCCAAAAGCAAAAGUUCAUCCCACCUUCAAGACGCGUCAUCAGAUGAGGGUUUUCCUGAUCUGGCCAGAGUGUCCUGGGCAGAGCAGCCUAAACCCAACCAAAGUGCCUUUACUUCAAAAGUAAAACAACACUCGAGUGAUAGUAAACGCAAAAAAAGAAUUCCAGGGAAAUUCCAGUUUACUGUGGUGAUGAUAGGAAUCGGGUUGCGGUGUCUACGAUGCCUACUUACUACGCGUAACAACCAGUAAACCUACGCAUGUCUUCUGACUUUUCAUACGUAAUGUAGAUGGUAAUAGAAUAGCAUGUCAUUUGGAAAAGAAAAGAAAACGCAUUACAGUGCCCUGCAUUUACUUCUCCAGCAGGAAUUGGUUUAAGAAAUAUAUUUGAGGCCAGAGUGUUUUCUCUACCCUGCUACAAACAGCAGCACGUGUUGUGUUUUGGCUGUGAAGAAUUCUGACGUUAGGACAAAGUAUUUCACAUCAAACCUGAAGGCCUUUAUUUACAUGUUAACCAUGCAAUUAUGCGG